UCUUUACCAGCAUCGAAUACCGCUCUACCACCGGAAAGUGUUAACGGCAAUGCCAUAAAACAACAAAAAUACAUUGGUAGUGGCGAACCUCAGGCAGCAGCAGGAAAUGAUAUUAAAUCAUCAACGACAGGAGGUCACCCGGUGCCACGUUCCGACGACAACGAUGGUGGUGACCAUAAUGAUCAUGGUGAUGAUGAUGGCGGUCAUACUGGGGGCCAUGAACGUUAUCCAUUGGCUCAGGUUGAAUUCGAUAGAGUGAAGACACCAUUCAUUAUUGGUGUAUGGAUAUUGUCGGCCAGUAUAGCAAAGAUUGGUUUCCAUAUGACACCAAAAUUACAUCUGAUCUUUCCUGAAUCCUGUCUGCUGAUUGUUGUCGGUGUUGUCAUUGGUGUUGUGCUCUUCUUUUGUACCGAUGUAGCCGUCUCACCUCUAACACCCAACACCUUCUUCUUCUAUAUGUUGCCACCGAUUAUAUUGGAUGCGGGUUAUUUUAUGCCGAAUCGAUUAUUUUUCGAUAAUUUGGGUACAAUUCUGUUGAUGGCUGUGGUCGGUACCAUUUUCAAUAUUGCCACCAUUGAGGCUGUUAAUUCGUUAACGGAGACUGUUAAUAUGUUAACAGAGGCUGUUAAUAUAUUAACAGAGGCCGUUAAUAUGUUAAAAGAGACUGUUAAUAUGCUAAGAGAGGCUGUUAAUAUGUUAACAGAGACUGUUAUUAUUUUAACAGAUGCUUUUAAUAUGUUAACAGAGGCCGUUAAUAUGUUAACAGAGACCGUUAAUAUGUUAACAGAGACCGUUAAUAUUUUAAAAGAGGUUGUUGAUAUGUUAACAGAGACUGUCAAUAUAUUAACAGAGGAUGUCAAUAUG
Molecule: messenger RNA, 864 nt
Organism: Musca vetustissima
Lineage: Eukaryota; Metazoa; Arthropoda; Insecta; Diptera; Muscidae
Product: sodium/hydrogen exchanger 3-like
Exons: 3
Biological process (GO): proton transmembrane transport; sodium ion transport; regulation of pH
Cellular component (GO): membrane
Molecular function (GO): sodium:proton antiporter activity
Source: RefSeq, a predicted model, not a curated record